GUGCAGAUCAUUUUGAUGAACGGACAAGGGAAGAAAGGGCCCACUCGAUCACGGCUUCCUGAUCAGAGUUGUCGAGUCUACAAGGCGGCGAACAUAACUGUGAAAUCAACAAAUCGUUCACUGACGAAAAUGACGACCAAGACGACAACAAAACCACCGUUUGCGGUAGCCAAGAAAAGGGUAACCUUCGUCCAUAAUCAAUACAAUUCACCGUUGGAACUUUACUCAGCCGAUGAAAUAGCCCAAACUCUUCGUCGCCAUGCUUCGUUAUUGUCUAAUGGAGCAGUUGGGAUCGACUUUUGCUCGCUGUCGCCGUCAGUUUUAAAACGAUCAGAAGUCUACAAAAUGUUGACCGAAGAGCAGCAAGAGCAGCAGGAACGUCGGCCUUGGCAACUGCGCAAUAAAAAGACGUCUACAUCGUCAGACAUGAAACGCGUAGCCUGGCCGCCAGUCGGUCCUCAUAUGGCCCCCGAAGUUCCCAGCGCAAACGAACACGACAACGGGACCGCUAGUGUGCUGCAGCAGAACGGCGCCGAAGAGAUAACGCAAUAUUAUCAAAACGAUACGAACAGGUUCUCGAACCAACAUCAAGUCUCGCCCGGCUCAAAAGUUGCCCCACCAGUCCCGCCCAAACCGGGCGCCCGUGAAAUUGCCAAUGCUCAGCAAUCAGCCGAAUACGACAGCGACAAUACAAUGGCAGCAAAUGGAAUGCCAGAGGCUUUUGCUUCAAACGAGUUGGUAGGAGAGAGAUUGUUGAUCGCCAAGCCAGCCCCACCGCCCGGCUUAAUCCUCCUCAAGAAACACGCACCGAUUUCGCAAGAACCUCAAGCUGUAUUCAACUCACAGCCUGUUUUCAAACGAGCCACUCCAGUCCGAAUGCUUGGAGAUAUGGUGUGGCCUCCAAAAGGGGCGGGCGGCUCAUCGGACAAUUCCACGCAGUCACCCGGCGUUGUCCGUCGUCAACCCAAGAAUUACCAAGAAUUUUUCAGCUCCAAUCAAUUACCCGCAAACUUCCCAACGUAUCGCGCUCCACCCGGUACCCAACAUUUCGGGCUUGAAGAAGGUGAAAACACCACGCCCAUGUGAAGUCCGAAAAUCAUUGCGAUAUGGGACGAUGGCUCACAAUUUCUGGCCAAACACACAGCCAUCUCUUUUCUUAUUUGAUUAGCUGCUUACGAAAGACGGAAAACAGUUCCAUUAAAAACAAACGCAGCCCUCUCCCCCUCCCCCUAUUUUUCACCCUCGUCAAAUUUGUUACCACUUGGAAAAUCAUGCUAUGCGUUUUUUUCUAAACGAAUUUUAUUUUUCAUUAUUAUUAUUAUUUUUUUUUUGUAUCCCUUUCGCUUUGUGAUAUAUAUUAUACAGCCAGAAGGGUUUGAUUCGUCUGGCGCCGUUCUGCACAGUAACUUGAGUGAACAUCCAAUUUUUUUUUUCUUUCUUGAAAUAACUUUUUCGGUUGCAGAAUUUCCGCCUAUCGUCAGCUAUCUUCUUUGUAAGAAUGACCCAUUGGAUUUUCUGCUACAAACUUCUCGACUUUUGGGCCUUGUCUUUUUCUUUUGCUUUGAUUUUGCACGUCAAGCAGUGCAAUUCCAGCACUGAAACUACUACUGCUUUUCGGCUUAAUAAGCAAAAUUCAAGGGAGUCAACAAUCAAAAAAUUGAUAACCAAUAGACGAAAACUGCGUACCAAACCGCCUUGCCUACUCCUUCCGUCAUCUGGCUUCUCCAACCAGCUCUUUCUACACUUUGACCAUCGUGUCUCCGCAUUAUUAUUAUUAUUUUUUUCUUUUCCAAAUUGUCGAAUCUGUUAACCUAAAUCUAAUACAUGAUGACAAAAACUGAA
This is a messenger RNA of Daphnia magna, 1842 nucleotides long. RefSeq lists its product as uncharacterized. The transcript has 6 exons. Lineage: Eukaryota; Metazoa; Arthropoda; Branchiopoda; Diplostraca; Daphniidae. The record is from RefSeq and is a predicted model, not a curated record. Bases 16 to 1086 code for a protein of 356 amino acids.